This is a messenger RNA of Sitophilus oryzae (rice weevil), 894 nucleotides long. RefSeq names its product flavin reductase (NADPH). The coding region runs from base 182 to 790 and encodes 202 amino acids. The record is from RefSeq and is a predicted model, not a curated record. The transcript is spliced from 3 exons. Lineage: Eukaryota; Metazoa; Arthropoda; Insecta; Coleoptera; Curculionidae.
GUCCAAAUCUAAUUCAGGUUAAUUAAAUAAAAAUUAUGAUACGAAUACGAAUUCAAACUUGAAUAAUAUGCUGUAUAAUUUGAUUAAUUUACAAACCUUUUAAUUUAUUACCUUUACCUUUUACCAUUACCGUGACCAAGCUCUUAUUCUUUGGGUUGUUUUUCCUGUUCCACAGUUAAAAAUGGAUAAAAUUGUUGUUUUUGGUUCUACCGGCAUGACUGGUUUAUGUGUGGUGGAGUCAGCGCUUAAAAAAGGAAUUCAGGUUAGAGUACUAGUGAGAGACCCCACAAGGCUCCCUGAUCAUAUACGACAACAAGUAGAGGUGUUCCAAGGCAAUACACUAAAUUAUGACGAUGUUUUGAAGGCUGUAAAAGAUAUCAAAGCAGUAGUGUGCACUUUGGGGACUGGAACAAACCUUCAACCUACCACCGACUUGAGUAAUAGCUUAAAAAACAUUUUAAAAGCUAUGCAAGAGACAAAUGUUGAAAUUAUAUCAGUCUGUCUAUCAGCAUUUUUGUUCCCAGAGUAUUCCGGUGAUAAAACACCUCAAAUUUUUAGAGAUCUUACUGAAGAUCAUCGCAGAAUGUACGAAGCUUUAAAAGAGUCAAAUCUGAAGUAUAUUGCAGUAUUUCCUCCACACAUUGCAGGUUCACCUGAAUCUUCAUACAAAGUGGGACAUGAUCAGUAUCAAGGUAGAGCGGUGUCUAAAUAUGACCUUGGCCGAUUUUUAGUUGAUUCCUUAGAACAACCAGAACAUUACUGUCAUGUGUGUGGAAUUGUAUCAGUGUAAAUGUUAAUUUAAAUUAUGUAUAGUAAGAAUCAAAACAAAAUUUAUAUUACUUUUCAAACUUUAUUGUAUUCUUUUAAAGAAUUAAAUAUAUUUCAUACAAAAUA